AUGAAACCGAGACCGAACGAUCAACAACAACCAACACAACACAACCAAAAAAAAAAAAUUGGCGAACCGAAAUUCCUCUCCUGUUAUUCCGUUUUUCAACGAUUCCCACAAAACAAACCACAUUUAUAUACACACAGAAACCAAGAAGCAAUGGACAAGUUUGAUUCAUCAUUAGAUUUAAUCAGAAGAUUAGACCCACGUUCAAUUACUUCCAAUUUAUCAAAUAUCUGUGCAUUAGUUGAUGAUGAAGAAAUAGUGGCUGAUUUAUUAUCAUCAGUAGAUACUCCAUUAGUUGUUCAAAAUUGUUCUAAAACAGGUAAAGAUUAUUUAUGUUGUGAUUAUAAUAGAGAUGGAGAUAGUUAUAGAUCACCAUUUAGUAAUGUAUAUUAUCCAGAAUUGUCAAGUUCUGAAAUCAAUGAUGCUCCUUAUCCAAGUGAUUUAUUGAGACAAUUGGAAAUUAAAGCCAAUGAUUCAUUUGAUAUUUAUCGUGAUUUAUAUUAUGAAGGUGGUAUUAGUAGUGUUUAUUUAUGGGAUACUGCUGAAGAUGAAGAUGAUAAUGCAUUAGAAGAAGGGUUUGCAGGAGUUGUUUUAUUUAAGAAAGAAACUGAUGAUAAAUCAGGAAAUUGGGAUAGUAUUCAUGUUUUUGAAGUUAUUAAACAAUCUAAAAAUAAAUAUUUGUAUAAAUUGACAACUUCAGUGGUUUUGAAUUUGGAAAAUAAGAAAUCUACUAAUGGUGGAAAUUUAGGUCUUGCUGGUAAUUUAACAAGACAAUUGGAACAAGAACAAGCUCUUGAAUUGGAUAGUGGAGUUAAUUUGGAAACUAAUCAUUUGAUUAAUUUAGGUCAAUUGGUUGAAAAACUGGAAUAUAAUAUUAGAAAUUUGUUACAAGCUGUUUAUUUCGAUAAAUUGAAGGAUAUAAUGUUGAAAGAUUUACGAUCAGUUGGUGAUGUAAAUGAUAAAAAAAUGGAUGACUUAAAACAAGGUGAAAUUAUUAAAGGCUUACAAAGUUUAUAG
Molecule: messenger RNA, 1014 nt
Organism: Candida tropicalis MYA-3404
Lineage: Eukaryota; Fungi; Ascomycota; Pichiomycetes; Serinales; Debaryomycetaceae
Product: F-actin-capping protein subunit beta
Exons: 1
Coding region: 1-1014 (337 amino acids)
Biological process (GO): actin cytoskeleton organization; barbed-end actin filament capping; cell morphogenesis
Cellular component (GO): actin cortical patch; cytoplasm; F-actin capping protein complex
Molecular function (GO): actin filament binding
Source: RefSeq, a predicted model, not a curated record